Molecule: messenger RNA, 32483 nt
Organism: Rattus norvegicus (Norway rat)
Lineage: Eukaryota; Metazoa; Chordata; Mammalia; Rodentia; Muridae
Source: RefSeq, a predicted model, not a curated record
AAGUACCUAAAUAGAAAACAAACCAAAGUACAAUAAAGGCAAACAUUACUUUUAAAUGUCUUCAUUAAAAAUUCUUAAUUCCAUAUCAAGUUUUGCACAACCACACUGGUUAGCUUGAGAACUCUCAUUUAGCAUAUAAAACAUCUAACAUACUUCUGUUGUGGACUAUGAACAGGCAAUCUGGCAAGAACUUGGAGGACAAGCCCUUUUGUGGACUACCGAGAACGUAGUACGUGGUAGCUGCCGUAUCUGAUGGACUGACUCACCAGUAUGAUGUGUACAGGCAGACAACACACCUGGGAAGUGUGAGGUCAGAGGUCAAUUUUGUUUUGAAGUUCUUUCCUCCCACCUUUACCUGAGUUCUGAGAAAUCAAACUCAAGAUUGUCAGGGUUUGUGUGGGCAAGCUCCUUCACCCUCUGAGCCAUCUCCCUACUCCCCAUUGUCAGAUUUUUGGAAGGCAACUGGGCCCUAGCUACUAAUAUUUUAAAAAUACACACUUGAAGAACUAGAAAGUUGUUUAUAGCUUAAAAGGAGUGUGCCAGAGGAUUCUGAGAGCUGACUACCCCCUGACAAAGGACAACUUAGCAGUGAGCACUGAUGGGAAAGGUAGUUUUAUUUUUCAUCUGAAUCAGUUAUGUAGCUCACAUCUUCACUUCUCAGAGAUUUGGAACACAAUCUUCACUUUGUUACUUUCUAUUGUUGCUAUUAGUUGGAAACUUGGGGUUCGAGAGGUUAAAGACAUAAGCUGAACAACUCUUAAGUCCUAUUUUGCUAUCUGCAUACAGGUUAAUAGAGGAAACAGACGGUUAACUACGAUGCUAUGCUGAGGAUGGAAGGACAGCAGCCUUAUGCUCGUCUUAAGCUCUUUGCUGACCUACACCUCCAGCCUGGAUGUGUUUCAGGUUUACAUUCUUAUUUUUGCAAUUAUAGAAACAGCUGGCCUAUACACAGUUUCAAGUAAGCACGUGAGGCAUUGAGCUCUUUGUUCUCAGAACCACUUAGCAGUCUGAGUCCCACUAUGGGUAAGAAGUGGAUUCAUGAAACGGAGAGGCACAGAGAACAACAUACACUAUGAUUAACUCACCAUGGCAACAGACACAAGAACUCCAAGAACCAGAUAGAACCAAGUGGCAGAAAAGUUAUGGAAUAAUUUUGUGGCCUGAAUAUUACCACUUUCUGAUUUCCAAAACAUUGACUUUAAAAAUAGGAUUUAAUUAAAAUAAUGGUUGCAAAAAUCUCUGAGAUUCACACAGCUGAGAUUUGUUAGCUCUUGUUUUCAGUACAGACUGCGUCCAAUAACCUACUGGAACUUGUACCAGAAAUCAUUAGCUUGACAGCUGGGGACGCAGCUCAGUUACAGAACACUUGCAUAGCAGAUAGAAAGCCUGGGGUGGAAGCAUAGGAAAUAUUGUAACCAACCCCAGCUACUCAGGCAGCUGAGACAAGAUCUCAAGUCCUAGGCCACCUGAGCAACUCCACAGGACCUUGUCUCAAAAUAAAGAAGAAAGGGGUUGGGCACUGGCAGCCCAGUGAAGAGUGCUAGCACUGGGACACCUGAGGUCACUCUCAGCUGUCAAAACAGAGUGCCUGCCUGAGAAAAUUCUCAAAUUUAUUAAAAAGUAACCGAGCCUUACUAUAUAGUAACCUAAUAAUACACUUCAGAGACAUGCUAAAUAGCAUACUAACGACUGGACAGUCACAAGGACACACUAGUCUGCACUUGUACUGUUCUCCUUCAUGUUUGCUUUAAAGAUGACAGCUGGGUUCUCUUAUCUACAUGCAAUCUGUUACAAUAUGUUGUUUGGUUGACGUACAAUAUCAGAAGAAAAUAUGACCUCACAAUAUGUAACUGUAAAGAAUUUUUACAGCCCUUUCAGAUAACUAGACUGGUCUGAUAUUAUACAAGCUUUUUUUUUUUUUUUUAAAGGUUUGUUGCAUUGAAGCAUUGGAGGGAAAAAAAAACCCCAAAAAACAAACAGAAAAAAAUCAAAAAUUAAAAAAAAAAAACAACAAAAAAAACCCCCACCUCUUUGUACUCAAAUACAAGUUUAAUGUAAUUUAAAAAAUAUACAGAAAUAAAAAACAUGUAAAGUACAACAAAAUUUAACUGCUGUACUUUAAAGUUUUGUCAUUUUUUCUUCUCGGACAAUGCUACAGACUAGACCCAUGGCCAUUCUAGGAACACACUCUACCACCCAGCUACUACCCUAGGCCUGUCAGUCAUUCUUUCAAGAAAACAUAUUUCAUGAAAAAAAACCAGCAGACUAAGCUCUGACUGACUCAGCUGUGGAAUACUUCUGAUAUCCCUUCACCAUGCAGAAUAUUAAGGAGCAGACUAAGAGGUCCAAAUGUAGUGACAUGGGCAAUUUCAAUAAUUGUUAAGUCCUUUUAAACGCAAAGAACACAGCAACUGUCAGCACGGUGUGGGCCACAGUCUCAGCUUGUUCUUAGAUGCUCAAUUAUUUAGGUAAGGAUCUAGCUUAAUUAGGCUGCUUUUAUACCAGCAAUGUCAAGGCCAACACAACACUGGUAUCAAGGUCAUAUGAUCUCAAUAGGGGACUUAAGACAUCCUGAAGAGUUUGGGAAUGAAUCACAACUGAGAAGUCCCAAGAUAGUUAAAAAAAAAAUUUGCUACAAUCCAUUCAGUAGCUCCUAGGAUUCUUCAUGCCUAUCUUGAAAUAAGGUGACAGUGUAGCAUAUAUCCCCUACACGUGCAUACAUGUUUAAGAAGAAAGAAGAUAGUCUUAGCACUUGGAAGGCAGAGGCAGGAGGAUUUCUGUGAGUCUAGACCUACAGAAGGGGCUACAGUGAGAACCAUCUCAAAUGUAUAGAUGCUAGGUUAUUCUACAGCAUUUCUGUCUAAGACCUAAAUCCAGACCAGCCUCAUUAUUCUUCAACAGGCACUUAUUAGUCCAGAGUCCAAGCGGUAGGUACCACUUUCUUCUCAGGAUUUCAGGUGGCCCCUCACAAAUAGAUCACAGUAAUUAUUCUUGUCAAAUAUGCUGACUAGAUGAAUUCUGAAGUCAUUCUGACAAUUACAGCAAAGCUGUUUAAUUUUUUAAAAUCCACUAUAAUUAGGGAAAAUCUUUUAGUACCUGCUUAAAGCCAAUUUAAUAAACUUAAUUGUGAUUACAGAUUAGAACCAUUCUCCCAUUUUCCUGGCUCCUGUCAGAGAGACCCAACUUGAGACGCAAAUGACUGCACAGUGUUUCUGGGUGCUAAAUGCUGAGUAGUGAAGCUACCGGUGACUACAGAUUCAGGACUCAGGGAUGCCUGGCAGUGGAGUGCUUGCCUAGAACACACUAAACUCUGGAUUUGAUCCCUAGCAGGAGGGAAAAGAAGAAAUGAAAAUUUUUAUCAUAAGACCCUUAUCAAUGCAGACAAUAAAGCAAGGAAAUACAAUCACCCUCUUGGUAUUAACUGAAGAGCAACCUCUAUUAGGCCACCCAACUAUAGCACAGACCCACUUAGACCUACAGCUGUAGAGGCAGCCCAUGUCACAGAGGAAACUGGUGAGAGGUGACCAAGCUGAUCUGCAAAAACAGAUCCUCAUAAACUCUUAAUUUUUCACUUGCUUGCUUAGUAUGCAAAGAGUUUACUAAGAGUAGAGCCUGUCUUCAAAUAGUGUUAGAGCCUCUUACCAAAAAGCACCCUUUUAAUAUGUAGAUAAUAAGAAUGACUUACCAUCUUCAAAGGGUGUCCCUUCUGGUCUGAAAACAAAAAGAUCUCUGAUUAAAACAAGUUUUUCCUUCUUUGUCUUCAGGGAGAGAAGGGUAAGUAAGCUGGGGAACCAGGAAGGACAGUGCUCACCCUGCUGCCUGAGAGCUGCGUAAACAUCACCAGUCAGACUGCCAGACAGCCUUGGCUUAAACUCAGGCAGCACAAAGGCUCUCAAUGAUCAAGUUCUUUUUAAAAGGAAACUUGUCUAUGAUUUUCUUGAAAAAAUAAUAUAGUACAGCCCAAUGCACAGCCAACUGUGGUGGCAAAUGCCUUUAUUCCCAGCACUGGGAAGGAGGAGGCAGGUAGCUAUCUUGAGUUUGAGGCCAGCCUGGGCUACAAGUGAGUUCCAUGACUGCUAGAGGCUACACAGAGAAAUCCUGUUUUCAAACCCAAAACCAACUAACAAACGAAAACCCAAGAGUGUGCAAGUGGGCAUGCACCACACACUCGUGUAUUCCCAGAUACUCAGGAGGGAGUCAACGGUUGAGACUACCUAAGACGCACAGUAUAAGGCCAGCCUGACUUGGCAAGACCACCUCAAACUACAAUUUUAAAAAGGAUGGUGCAACACAUAUACACAGAAUAGAAAGGGAGGGGGUACCACAGCCCAGGCUGCCUGACCAUGCAGCAAUCCUCCUUCCUCAGACUCCUGAGUGCUAGGAUUUAUUAAGUAUGAGUCAGUAUACCUACCUAUUUUGAUUUUGAGAUAAGAUCUCAUAAAUAGCCCAGGUUGGCUUCUAAAUUGUGAUCCUUUUGUCUCAGCCUUCCAGAGGCUAUGAUUACAGAUGAUUGAAACCAGGACUUCAAGAAUGUUAGGCAAGCACUUCCACAACUGAGCUAGCUACAUUCCUAGUCCCCUACUACUUACAAAUGUAGACUCCUAUAAGACAGCUAACUGAUUAAGAGUACUUGAGAAAAUCCUCUUACAGGAGUUUGGUUCCCAGCACCCAUGGCAGGCAGCUUACAACUUAAGGAGAUUGGACACUGGCCUCUGGCUGGCUUCCAUGGGCACCUGCUCUCUUGUACAUGGAUCCUUCAAACCCUGUUACCAAUUACUGGGUUGACUGUAAAAUGAUACUAUACCAUAACUAGCUGUAGUGGAAAACUCCCAUAAUCCCAUACCUACACAAACAUACAUAAUCAAAAUAAGUUUUAAAUGAAAAAGGAUGUACAGAGCUAGCAAGAAUAGUUUAGCAGGAAGAACUACUCACCAUACUAUUUCUUGAACACAUACGUGAUGGAGGGAGAGAAAUGACUACAGUUGUCAUCUUACCUCUAUAUUGAGUGUUGUGGGUUAUGGACACCUACUCACACAGUCAGUCAGUCAGCGAGUGUGUGCGCACACACACACAAACAAAAAAUUAGAAAGGUAUUAAGUAUGGUGGCCCAAGCCUGUGUUCCCAGCACUGAGGAUGUUGAGGCAAGAGGAUCCUAAGUUUGAGAACAAUCUGAAAAAUGCAUGGAGACCUUUUUUUGUUGUUUUUGUAAAACAGGGCCUCAGUAAGCAGCCUGGACCUUAACCUCCAAGUGCUGGAUCAAAGGGGCCAAACCUUUGUCAAGAGUCCAUCUCAAUAAAAUUUCACAGGUGCGAAGAGUGAAGCCCAGUGAUGGAGCACUUGCCUACAAUGUGUUAAGAUGCUUGGAUUCAACCCCAGCAUCACCCAAAGUAAGAUGCUUGGAUUCAACCCCAGCAUCACCCAAAGUAAAACUACCUUCCUUGUUCAAUGGCUUCUCAGGGGGCUGUGCAUAUAGGAUUUUUAGCUGAAAUUCUUAUCACAGCGAAGUUUUCAGUUCCUUUGGUUCCAAGUGUUUUUACGGCUCCAACAGUAUGGGCAUAAACUGCAAGUGCACAGCACAUUUUAUGAGUUGAUUUCUCUCUUCUCCUUUAUCACCCUACUUAAUUUCAAGUAUUUACUUCUUAUUGUUGGGGAUCAAGCCAGGGCCAUACGCAUGGCAGGCAAGCAUUCUACCACUCAGCUUCACUCAAUGCCUUUACACCCUAGAUCAUUUACCUGGAGUGACCGUAAAACCAUACCAUAGCUAGGUACAGUAUCAAACUCCCACAAUCCCAGCUACUCCUGAGGGCCUAAAGCAAGAGGAUCACUGCAGCCCAGUUCAAAAUCACCCCGAUCAACACUGUAACACCUUGUCUCAAGGGAAAGAAACCAAAUUAAACUUAACAGCAAGGAGCAGACCAAUUUUAUAUAAAUGUCCCAGACUCAAUAAAAUGUUUCAGGAGCUGGGUAUACAGCUUAGUGAUAGGAGCACAAUAAGCACAGGAGGCCUAUGGUUCUCAAAAAAGUGCCCCCUACCCCAACAAGUGAGCUUCGGAUCCACCUCAGCCUCUUUCCUUGGUGCUUAUAUACUUACUUUUCCUAAGCAGUCGCUAUUUCAACUCACCCAAAUAUAACUGCGUUCCACUGCAUGAUGUUGUUUUCAGAUGGUGCACCACUGACCCCCACAGGUGGGUCCUCUUGCAAUCUAGAAAUCCAGAGUAGUCAUUUUCAGAGUUGAACAUAAAGGUCAGUGAGGUCAAAUUCUACUGAACCUAUUCUGAGAGACUGACUAGACUGACUUAUUGUUGGAGCUGAAAUGAGCUAUGACUUAAAAGAAUCAACCAGGUUAAUAUACUUACUAAUACUACCAGUGAUCUCUAAGCCCAAAGGACUAGGUGGUCAUCCUUCUUCACACAGCAAGAUUUAAGAUAUGAUCUCUUGAAGAACUCUUGUUUCCAGACUGCCCUCUUGACCCAUUACAAGUUUACAAUUUUAGCAAUGAAAAAUAUUUUAGAGAAUCUGCAACUACCAGGUGGUAGUGGUGUGCAUGCCUUUAGACCCAGCACUUUGGAGGCAGCCUGGUCUACAGAAUGAAUUCCAAAACAGUCAGGGCUACACAGAAAAACCCUGUCUCAAAAAACCAAAACCAAACACCAAAAACCAAAACCAAACCACACAAAAGCCUACAGUUUUUCUACCUUCAUCAUGCAAGGAUCUCCAGUCCUAACACAAAAUCGUAGGAAAUCUCCAUACACUAAAUAACUGAAAAGCAUAUUCAGUUUAACUAGAAAGCGAACCACACUUUAUGGUCUGUGCUUCAGACAGUGGCUUUCUCAAGUAGCCAGAAGCUCCAGCUAGCUUUCCAGCAGUCUCUCUUUUAAAGACACUGCUCUCAGGCCAACUCUACCUUAGGCCUUCAUACAAAGUUUCAUACAGCACUUUCAACAGACGUCAUCAUCAAUUUCAUGUAACCUCAAGAUCCUUGGAAAACCACCAAAGGCACCUUGUACUCAAUCGGGUACAGAAAUUGCAAAAAUGAACAAGAGAUAAUAAUGGAUGAUGUAUUAGCCAUAAUGGCAAGGUUUAUUUGCAUGCUACAGAGCCAAUCAAAUAUAGUGACUUCAAGCCUUUUGCACCAACAAGGGCAUCUCAUCUGUCAGAUCAUAAAAAAAAAAAAAAAAAAGCCUUCCACCAUACAAAGUAUGUCAUGAUUUUUAAGUGGACACUUAGCGAUCAGUCCACAUUAAAAAACAAACAAACAAACAAACAAACAAAAAACCUCAAGCAGAUUAUGCCACUAACAGGGCUGAGAGGAACGAACUUACUGCCUGAUUCCUCAAUUUUAAGUGGCUAAAAUCAGCAACGAAUUAAAUGAAGCUGUCCAAGGCCCAAGACCUCCAAAUGCCCCAGACAGGGCUUUAUAAAGGCAAAGUCGAGCAGUUGCUUCCUGAGAGGCAAAUCUAAGUUUUUAUAGUACAGAUCUGUCUCAAUCACAGCGGGUCUGCCCAGAAAGAAAACUUAGAGGAGUAUCUUGUCGCUGGAUUUCAAGUUACGGUUGCUGCACUUGUACGUUUCCAAGGAGAGGUAAACAACUGGAAGAGGAAGGAGAGGUCAUUUUCUUCCUUCAAGCCCCUUAUUUCCUAUAAACUCCUAUUUUCCAAAAGGAGGCCCAGGUGGAGUAUCAGAUUAGCUCCAGUGUGACGGAAGGCAUUUCCCAGGCCGGGGAGGCUAUAGAUAGGCCUUUAUUCGGCAGCCAGAUCUUAGUUCCAGAAGGCACUGGCAGCGGAGUGGCUAGCUCCAGGUCCAGGUUUCCCGAGCCAGUUCUCAAGGUCCUUCCAGGUGGGCGGGGGCAGAUCGGGUUUCGGGGGAUGGGCUAACCACCUCCGGACCUCGCGCAGCAGACCCCACCCUCACCACUGCAGAAAGGGAAAGAGAUUUGGGACAGUAUUCACCCCAACCCCGCUACAAAUAGGAGACCACGGGGCCCUGUAACAAAGCUGGACUGGUCCUCCAGGCGAGGCCAGAACCUCAGGAAAAGCUCCCUAGCACCACCUGCGGAGGGGACACCGCAGGGUGCAGAGGCGGGAGGUGAAGCGUCUGCAUUUGGCCUAGGUGGGCCUCUGGGACACCUAGGCCCAGCGAUGGCUACCUUCCUACUUUUGGGGGGGGGGGGAGGGCAGGUGGCUAUAAUACCGAACAUCUUUACUCAAACAGAGGGAGGUAUGAAGCGAGGGAGUAAGAGUCGCCGGUGAGCCGGGGCUGCCGUGGGUCCCGCAGGCCCACUGCCCCCCUCCUCAGGGUCACCGGGGGAGGAUAUCCCGGAUCCCCGCCCUACAGUCCAUAGCUUCGGGAAGAGGCCGUCAUAUUGGGCUAAGACGAGGGCCCUUACCGCUUGAAAUCCCGCAUGAGCCUCCUACGGGCCGGGGUCGACAUGCUCCGCAGCUGCCCCGCGGUCAGUCUGAAAGAAAAGAGUCCCGUUCGGCCCCCCCACCCCCCGGCGCAGCGGCCGAAUCACUGUGGGUCGCCGCCGCCACCGAGACUGCACAAACAACCCUGCAAUGACGUCUCCCUCCGCCGCCUCCAGAUCCCUCCGCCCUCCGCCAGUACCACCGCUGGGAGGAGGGGAGAGGGGGCGGGGCGAGCGGGCGCGCGCGCGACCCUGGAGGCGCAGGAGGCCGUCUUCGGGGCUUCUUGGCUGUGAGGAACUAUGGAAGGUCCUCUCCGUGCCCAGGCUGGACACGGGCCGGCCCGACCGCGCCGGAGCCCACACGCUACCUUGCCUCGCUCCCCCCGUCGCUAGUUUCAAGUUCGGCCGGACGGGGAGAGAGGUGCAUCCGGAGCCUGAGAUUUCGGGGAGAGGAGAAGCCAGGCUUGAAAAUGGAGAUGUAUGAAACCCUUGGAAAAGUAGGAGAGGGAAGUUAUGGAACGGUCAUGAAAUGCAAGCAUAAGGAUACUGGGCGGAUAGUGGCCAUUAAGAUAUUCUAUGAGAAACCAGAAAAAUCUGUCAACAAAAUUGCAACGAGAGAAAUAAAGUUUCUAAAGCAAUUUCGUCAUGAAAACCUGGUCAAUCUGAUUGAAGUUUUUAGACAAAAAAAGAAAAUCCAUUUGGUAUUUGAGUUUAUUGACCACACGGUCUUAGAUGAGUUACAGCAUUAUUGUCACGGAUUAGAGAGUAAGCGACUAAGAAAGUACCUGUUCCAGAUCCUCCGAGCGAUCGAGUAUCUGCACAACAACAACAUUAUCCACCGAGAUAUAAAGCCUGAGAAUAUUUUAGUCUCCCAGUCAGGAAUUACAAAGCUCUGCGAUUUUGGGUUUGCGCGGACACUAGCAGCUCCUGGAGACGUUUACACAGACUACGUGGCCACCCGCUGGUACAGAGCUCCAGAGCUGGUGUUGAAAGACACCACCUAUGGAAAACCAGUGGAUAUCUGGGCUUUGGGCUGUAUGAUCAUUGAAAUGGCCACUGGCAAUCCCUACCUUCCUAGCAGUUCCGAUUUGGAUUUGCUCCACAAGAUUGUUUUAAAAGUAGGCAACCUGACCCCGCACCUGCACAAUAUUUUUUCCAAGAGUCCCAUCUUUGCUGGGGUGGUUCUUCCUCAAGUUCAACAUCCCAAAAACGCAAGAAAGAAAUACCCAAAGCUCAACGGAUUGCUGGCAGAUAUAGUUCAUGCUUGUUUACAAAUUGAUCCUGCUGAGAGGAUAUCAUCCACCGAUCUUUUGCAUCACGAUUACUUUACUAGAGAUGGAUUUAUUGAGAAAUUUAUACCAGAGCUGAGAGCUAAGUUAUUACAGGAAGCAAAGGUUAAUUCAUUUAUAAAGCCAAAAGAGAAUUUUAAGGAAAAUGAACCUGUGAGAGAUGAGAAAAAACCAGUUUUUACCAACCCUCUGCUCUAUGGAAACCCAACACUUUAUGGAAAGGAAGUGGACAGAGACAAAAGGGCCAAGGAGCUCAAAGUCAGAGUCAUUAAGGCCAAAGGGGGAAAAGGAGACGUCCCAGACCUGAAGAAGACAGAGAGUGAAGGUGAACACCGCCAGCAGGGCACAGCUGAGGACACACACCCCACAUCACUGGACAGGAAGCCUUCUGUCUCGGAACUAACAAACCCUGUCCAUCCCAGUGCGAAUUCUGACACUGUCAAAGAAGACCCACACUCUGGGGGCUGUAUGAUAAUGCCACCUAUCAACCUGACAAGCAGUAAUUUGUUGGCCGCAAAUCCCAGUUCAAACCUCUCCCACCCCAAUUCACGGUUAACUGAAAGAACAAAAAAGAGACGCACCUCUUCACAAACUAUUGGACAAACUUUGUCUAAUAGCAGACAAGAGGACACAGGUCCCACACAAGUCCAAACAGAGAAAGGUGCAUUUAAUGAGCGAACAGGUCAGAAUGACCAAAUAGCAAGUGGAAACAAAAGAAAACUGAAUUUUUCCAAAUGCGACAGGAAAGAAUUCCAUUUCCCUGAGCUGCCGUUCACAAUACAGGCGAAGGAGAUGAAAGGGAUGGAGGUUAAACAGAUAAAAGUGCUGAAGAGAGAAUCAAAGAAAACGGAUUCACCUAAAAUACCAACUUUACUUAGUAUGGACUCAAAUCAAGAAAAACAAGAGGUACAGCUGUGCGGAGUCUGCCCCUCUGCGAGCUCCCUCCAGCCAGCCAGCGAGGUGAUCAUUUGCUGCUUGUGCAGUCAGGGGAAUGGUUGUGAGAGGCAAUCAUUUUGUUUGUUCAUUUUCCCCAAGCUACUUGACUGCAGUGGACCCUGCCCUUUGAAGAUGUCUCUUGUCUCAGUUCCAUGAUUCUCCCUGGCUUGAAACUUGGCACCAACUUGAUACUUUUCAGUCUCCAAGUGUCUGAUAGCCAUUUCAGCAGCAGGCCUACUUAAUUUAUUCUUGCUGUAACAUUCUGGUUCCAGAAAAUUAUAUUAGUUUUUCCUAGUCAUCUCUUUUUUCCUCCAGAUUCUCACUUUUAUUUUUUUUAACUGUUUCACGUCCUGUUUUGUGAUACAAGUUACCUCUUAAUUUGUUUGUUCUCAACUAGCCUCAAAUUGCCUUCUGUUAAAUGUUGUUUAUGUGUGAUAAAGGUCUGCAUUAUUAUGCUCAGUUGUGGUAUCAGUCAGUGGUCCCCAGACAAGCAGAACAAACGGGAUAGGAUGUUCUAAGAGUAGGCUCCUUAGCUUCGCUCUCAUCGGCAGAAGCUGAGCUGCACAGAGGCCAUCUGCACACUGGAAAACCAGGGAACAUUGGUGGCUCUAGGAAGCUGGAAACCUCAGCACAAGAGACAUAUGUGCCAUAGUCUGAGGCCAAAUGCCUGGACGUCCCAAGGAGCUGCUGGUGCACAUCUGUACUUAGAGGCUGAAGCACCAAACAUUCAUAGGAAACAGAAGUGGCAAAACCCACCUCCACUCAGGAAGGAUCAAGCAUGCAAUUGCCAGCUUCCCACUUCUCCUUUUUGCUUUGUCGGUCUCCUGCCUAUUGGAUAUCACCUGAGUUAAUGGUUGGUCUUCUCUAGAAAGAAGCUCACUCCAUCAAGUCAGCUUGACAGCCAUACUAGUCAUCAACAUUCCCCAAAGAGAGGAUAUAGAAAAUGAACACAAAAACAGUGACAAAUAACUUCAAUAUGUCAGUAAUUUUAAAAAAUUCCCUAGAGUUGACAGGUUGUUUAAGCAGAUAAAGGCACUUACAACCUGAGUUUGAUUCCUGGGAGCCCUCUGGUCAGCCAUCUACUGACCUUCACAUACAUACGGGAUAUACGUAUGUGCGCAUGCACACACAUGGGCACACACACACACACAUCACACAUACAUGCACACACACAAUCACAAAAUAAUAAGAUAGAUAAAUGGGAUAAGAAUUUUAUAAUUAGCUAAGGUAUAAAUAUAAAAUGUAAGGAAGUGAGAACUGCUGCCACAAUUCAUAAAAUAUUAGAACACAAAAUAAACAUUUGUUUAAAAAGAUACAGGGCGGGGUUGGGGAUUAGGUCAGUGGUAGAGCGCUCGCCUAGCAAGCGCAAGGCCCUGGGUUCAAUGGUCCUCAGCUCCGGGGGAAAAAAAAAGAUACAGGGCAAAUACUGAAGAAAGUAGGUUUUUUGUAGCUAUAUAAAAUCAGGGGAAAAAAAUGAGGCCAUAAAAUAGGUAAGGGGACUUGCUGCCAAGCCUGCUCAGCUGACUAGGAAUGGAUGGUGGGAAGAGAACAGGCUUCUGCCGUCUGUCCUCUGACCCCACAUUACCACAGACACAUGCACACGUGCACACUGAAUGAAACAGCAUACAUAAAAGGGGGCCUAUAGGAUUAAUUUAAAUGCUAAAAAGUUUUAUGCCAACAAUCUGAAGAUCUAGUCAGAUCCACAGUGUGUAUCAGGUCCUAGUUGUAUGUUCAACACCCCCCAAAAGGUCUUGUAUCUAAUAGCAUACUUUCAAAACGUGUAAAAGACAAGUUUAGUGAGCCCAAGGAGAACUUGAGAAGUCUAUUGUUGCAGUAAGAGAUUCUUUUUUGGUUGGUUGAUUGAUUGUUGGCUGUUGGGUUUUUAAGGGGUCUCCAUAGCUCUGGCUCAACUGGACCUCAUUAUGUAGCCCAAGCUGACUUCAAACUCAGGAGCUCUGCCUCUGCCCCUCUACCCCAUUCCUCUGCCCCUCUACCCCAUUCCUCUGCCCUCUGCCCCUCUACCCCAUUCCUCUUCCCUCUGCCCCUCUGCUCCCUGUCCCUCUGCCCCUCUGUCCCUUUGCCCCUCUGCCUCUGCCAGAGCAAACAAGUCGAAAUGAAACAACAAACAAAAAAGCCAUGUAUAGCAAACAAAACAUGGCUAUGGAUUUGAGCAAUGCAGUGCUUAAUUUUGCUGUAAUAGACAUGUAGGAAAGUAUUCUAUCCAGAAACAAAAAUAACUCAUACAUAUGAAAAUUUAAAUAUAUUUUCUAAAUGUGCCAAGAAGUAAAUAAUGAAAAUCAGAAACAAAAAGGGACAUUAACGAAAGGAGAACCUCAACACAAACCAGGAGAUUAAUGCUCCAGGUUAGAACUCAGUGGUUUAAAACAGAAUUAACAAGCAGCUGGGCAAAACACAAGACAUUCUUUAAAAGUAAGCAUGGCAUGGUGGCUGGUGCAUACUUACCCUCAGUACCUGGGGGGCAGAGGCAGCAGCAUCUGAAAGUCAAGGUUGUCCUCAUUGCUAUAUAUAGUAUGUUUAUGGUCACCAUGGGAUAUGCAAGACUCUGCCUCAGACCAGAACCCAAACAAAGAGCUGACAGUGAACAGUAGUGAGAGGGGAUUAUUACAGGGGCGUGUAUGAUGAGUCACGUUCCCCAGUCCUCAGGAAUAUAUACUAAUCUUGAUAUCACACAACUUGAGAGAGGGAUGCUGCUGGGGUACAGACAGACUGAUGGCAUGGCUUAGGCUUCUUAGACUAAUGGCAUCACCCUCCGUUUCCCUUUCAAGUUGGUUCCUAGUGUAAAUGUAAGUAGGACUGCACAGGAAUUCGCCCAGACUAACAGACAGACAGUCUAAGACAUACACCUGUGACCCUAAGUGGGAAGAUAAACAGAAACGCAGCAGGUGAACACGCAGUGAGACUGCAGAGCAAGCGUAACGCCUGAGAGAACCGAAGAAGCAAGAGAGCAAACGGACAACACCCUGUGGCGCUGACAAGCAGAAGCUGCAAAGCCAGACAGCAGAGACAGGCACAAAGUGCAGAGGAGAGAGCUGCCGGUGGAGAGCUUCUAUCCAGUGAGGGUUACUUAGAGAUGAGGGGAAGGUAACAAAAGCAGAGAGAAUAUGCUACCAGCAGUCUGACCCUAAGGAAAGCUUCAGGGAGUUCUUUUAAUUUUUUUCAUUUUGUUAAUGUUUUUUUUCUUUACUUAAAAAAGAAAAUUAAACCAGGUGAUUGUGGAGCACACCUUUGAUCCCAGCACUCAGGAGGCAGAGGCAGGCAGAUCUCUGAAUCUGAGGUCAGCCUUGUCUACAGAGGAAGUUCUAAGACAGCGUGGGCUACACAGAGAAACCCUGUCUCAAAAAACAAAACAAAAAAAGGGUCAGUUGUGUUUAUGUAUGUCCAUGUGAAUAUAUGCCACAUGCUAGGGGUGCCCAUGGAGGCUAGAAGAAGGUCCCCUGGAGCUGGAGUUAGGUGGCUGAGUUUCCCAGUGUGGCUUCCGUAAGAGCAGCAAAUGUUCUCAGUCACUGAGUCGUCUCUCCAGCCCCCUAAUUUUACGUGUGUGUGUGUGUGUGUGUGUGUGUGUGUGUGUGUGUGUGUGUGUGCGCGCGCGCGCGCGUGCGUUCUACAGUGCUGCUUUGUCAGAGGGACAACUGCAGAAGUUGACUCCUAUUCAGUGGAGUUUGUGGGUCAGACAUAUGCUGCCUCCUGAGCCUUAUUGCCCGUCCCUUAAAGGGAAAUUGAAAAUUCAGGGAAGAAUUAAGAACAAAUGGGGAAAUUGUGGGUAAAUAUUACAUAUGAAUAAGAGGGUUAUGAGGGUUUUAACUGUGUGUGGAGAGCUGGGGUGUACCUGGGUGGUAGAAUGUGUGCCUGGCAUACAUGACUCCUAGAUCCAGUCUCUAGCAUGCAAGAAUAUGGCAGUAAAAGAACAGAAUUAUGUGCCUGACCACAGGAAAAAUAGGUAAAUACAGCUAAUAUGCUCUGAGCUUCCAGAGUGAACAUAUUUUAUUUAUACGAAAUGUUGACAAAUCAAAGAUAACAGGAAUGAGCACAGCUGAAUUAGUAAUUACAAUACUCCAAGUAAAUACUAGGAUAGUAAAUUGUCAUGACAGAAAAAAAUGGUUGACCCCCUAUGCCACGAUCAAAAAAGUCUUCCAUAUAAAGCACUGGAAUGUUGAAAAUCUAAAAAUGGAGGAAAUCGAAUAUCCAACAUGAACCAGAAGAAAGCUGACAGUAGAUCUUAGGGCAAUGAUGAGGAAGACAGCAGGGAUGUUUUAUCACCACCAAGAGGGUCAAAAGAAUACAUCGAUUUAAAUCGUAAAUUAGUGCUUGCUGAAUAGCAUGAUUUCAGAACACAGAAUGCAGAAAUAGAACUGGAAGGUGACAGAGCAGUCUACAGGAAACACACUUCUCCUGGUAGCUCAUAAAACAAGUGAAUGUGAAUCAGAAACAACACGCAAGGCUGAAAUAGCAGCUGGUGGAUGAGACCCGAUACAACAGAGCACUGUCUAAGCAAGAUUAGAACAUCACCACUUUUAACUGUAGGUGGUGAGUUUAUCAAAAAUUGCUUUAUGACAAUAAACUUCAUCAAAGUUUCAAAACAUUCAGAAAAUUUCCUCUGGCUGCAUUAGGAUUAAGGUAGAAAUUAAUAACAAGCUAUAAAAAUAGUUUAACCAGUACACUGAUAAAUAAUCCACGUGUUCAAAGAAUAGAAAUUAGGAAGUGCUUGCAACUCAGUGAAGACAGGAUGAGCAGACGCACUUCGGGAUUUCUUGGAACAUUUGUCUGCCAUGCUCAAGUGUACCUCCUGGCAGGCAGGGAACUGGGUGGGAGAAGGCUCAGGAUCCGAGAUCCUUUUCAAAGGUACCUCCCCUCCCCCCCCAGUGAGUUAAUUUCCUCCCAUCAGGCUCUACCUAGUGGGAAUGCACAACCACACACCUCCAGCACAACAGGCAAGACCAAGCCUUUAAGCACUCAGGUCUCCAGGGGCACUUACAGAAUCCACAGCAUUCAGGGACCUAAAUUUGUACUUUAAGAAGCCAGUCCAAAACAGUGAACUCCCAAAACACUGAAUGGCGAGAACAAGCUAAAAGUAUUCUUAAAUUAAGAAAACACAUUUUCUUGAGAACAGUAAGCUUUGUUUCUGCUAUGAGGGAGCAACUACAUGACACUUGGUAACUGAGGAACAAGCCAUCUGGAAUCUCAGGCACUGAGUGGAGAGCCAGCCUCAGGAACAGAGAUGAGCAUUCUAGCCACAGAGGGCUUCUGCCUAGAGGUAGCUGCUGAACCACACCAGUGAAUUGAGACAGAGCAUUCACAAAGGGAGAGCGCUCCAGGGAUACCGAGGCAGGCUUGUUCUUGGGAGCACUGCGGGAUCUUGGCCGGACUCGUCCUCAUCAGCAUUGCCAGCCUUCUUAAAACUGCCCACAGUCCAGGUCUUUGCCCUUUCACUUUUCCUUCCCUAACAAAGGCAGAUGUGUUUUGUAAUGCGUUGCCUCUACCUGGCCUCCCAGCCCCCUUCCCAAUUUUUCUUACAGCUUUCUGUUUCCCACAGAUUUCCUUGGCAAAUCUCCAGAAUUGCAGGUUCUCUCCUCCAAUCUGUUUAUCAGACUAUGGAGGCCAAUACAAUAGUGCCAAGACAAAUAAAUGUUAAGCUUGGGUCUAAGAUUGGCUGGCACACCUUGGGUUGGGCAGAAUGGACAUCAUUCUCAUUGUCACAUGAGCCAUAAAUAGAUCCUGGCACAAACUGGAGCUUAACAACUAAGUAUUUCAUAGAUGACGACUGAAGGGUGUUGUGUUAGGAAUUCUGUGCUGGGUGUGAUGAGGAGGCCUGUGAAAGACUGAGCGAGCAAAGAGAGAAGACCCACAGAGACAGAGCUGAGCGUCACUGAGUUGUGCUGACCCUUGCCAAGGGGCAAGACACUUAAAGCUCUUCUGAGGAUUUAUUUUUGUGGGUCUGUGCAUGCAGGUAUCACUGGAGGCCAGAAGAGGGUGUCAGACCCCCUCAAUCUGGAGUUAUAGUUGGUUUCAAGCCACCCAGCAUGGGUGCUGGGAACUGAACUCUGUGUCCCUACAAAGAGUAGCAGGCUUCCUUAAGUGUCAAGUCAUCUCUCCACUGCCAAACUCAAAGGCGUUGAGGCUAGAUGGCAAAGCCAGUGGCCUCAGGGUCUUACGGAAUCUUAGAAGAGCAGACUCAGCCGUGCAGUGGAGAAGUGGGGAGUUGUAACUGUUAGAGUUGUAGAACUUCAGAGCUCUGAAUUCCCAGCACACCAGAGGAGGGAAAGCCCAGAACUCAGAAACACAGAAUGAGAACAUCCGGUGGAUGUGUGCAAGGAUGCUGGUGCAGCAGUUUUUGAUUCCUGGGGCUUUUGAAGGGGCUCAGUUUCCUUUGCUUUAGUAGUCGCUCUGACUUCUUACUGCUCUGCUCUGCUAUGUCAAGGACUUAGGUUGAAUCCAAGUGUAGCUUCAUUGAAAACAUCCUGGGCCUGAUGAGGAAAAAGAGACAACAAAAGAAUCCAGGGAAGUAGCUUUCAUGUGGCAGGAGCCAGGGAAGAAAGAACCCUUAGAAUUAGUUUUUUAGGGUGUUUAGUAAGAGAUGAGAAUGCACCCCUAGAUCAUGAUAAUUAGUUGAUUUUUAACACAUUUUCUCAGGAUGUAGAUAAGGGAGAUUUGCCUCUGAGAUGGCUCUAAGAAACUUGGAAAAGGAUCUCAACACUCGGGGAAAGGAAAGGGUAGGACCUGUGCUGCAUUUAUAACAGCAGAGGAUGGCAUAAAGAGUCUGAGCAGACAUGCUAGAAUAAAUGCCCAGAGAGCUGUGCUCCACAUGAGACUACAGAAGACAGCACCAUGGCCACUAAGGAAGCACUGCUGAACAGUAGUGUAGGCUUUGAAAACCAUGGCAUCACACACUGAUGCUUUCCCAGAGAAGAGCCAAGUCGUGCACGUCAGCCUCCUCCGUCCUGGGGGAGCUCCAGAUUUCGUACUCAUGCUGAUAGUAUAGAGCCUGUGUGUAGCUGUGUCUACUGCGUGUGAAUUCUUGUCUGGGGUUAUAAUUACUCCUUAGAUGUGGAAUCACACACCGCACAACACUGGACCUCUACACAGUGAAGGAGAUGGGGAGUGGCUCUUGAUCAUGGGAUCUACUGGUACUGUGACACAGAGUCCCAUUCUAAGGCAUCCAGCCUUGUGGGAUGCUGGGCCAGCCUCAGAGGAAAUGCAAAGAAUGAUGGGCUUCUGUGGGCUGUACACUAAGUCAGAGACCUUUUAGGGUAUUUAUUCAACAGACAAGGUACUUGAGUCUGAAAGUCAAGGCGUGGAACCAGAAGUAGUUCCAAUGACCAUCGCUCCUAACAUAGGGGCUAACACCCCACUUAGAGUGUAUUGUGUUCCUAUUCCUAUAAUCCUGAGCUUUGGAGACAUGGAAUUCCUCAUCUCAAAAACAGGCAUGCUCCUGUCAAGUUGUAGCAAGAGUCCCAGUUAAAAGUUACAACUGCCAAGGCAUUUCCUGUGUCCAGAGACUAGCAGACAGGAAGGAAGCCACCAUUCUGACAGAAUAAGGUCAGGCUGCUGUGGUCAGCAGGACAGGGCAGGACUACUGUGUACCUUUAAUUUUUUUCAAAGUCUACUUUUAAUGAUGGUUCUUAAACGCUUUAACUUCCCUUUUUAGCCCACCACCCCCAGAGGUAGUGGGAAAGAAAGGAUACGGGGGUUGGGUUGGGGAGUGGACCUGUUUAAAGGUUCUUUUGGAGCAGCUCCUGUCUGUGUUGUCUGGAAAUUGGCAGUGUAGUUCUUCACAGGUCAGCAGUAGCAGCUCCAUCAGGGUUACAUCAGCACCAGGACCGUAGAGUCCGAAUUGCACAUUCGGAUUGACAUUGGCGGCACUGCCUAGCAGGGACAGCCAGGCCUCAGUAUGAGUCAGCAGCAGGAGGGACCAGGAGGGAUGCCUUCCCUUAGUGAAGCGAAGAUCAGCAAAGGCUUGAGACCCACAACGUUCCACAGCCCAGCUAUAAGCAAGCCCAGCUCAGCCUCCAUCACUGUCCAUCGAGUUCUGCUUAUACCCUCCAAAUGUCACGUGUCCUCCUCGGGUCUUGCCUCAGCACGUGUCUCACUUGCUUCAGGAACGUGCGUCUGUCUCGACUGACACCACUCUGCCAAUCAGCCCAAGUCCACAGAAGCAACACAAAAGGCUGCGGCACACCAAGAAGUUUUUUGGUGCGUUUCUCUCUAUGGAGUCCCAACAAAUGCAGCUCAACUAAGCAACGAAAGGCGAACCAAUACAUGUGUCCUUAGCAAAGAAUUCAUCACGUGUCCUUUUACAUUCUUGCUUUACCAGAAGAUCCUUUUCACCUGUGUCUGCUUCAGCAAAACAUCCCUUCAUGAGUCUGCCUUAGUCUUUCAACUGUAUCCACUUAGGAAAACACUCCUUCACGUGUUUGCCCCAGCAAAACACUAUCCAACGAAACUGACUCUCCAAUGAGCCCUUACGUUUGCACUUCAUUCCUGUGUGAAGAGGACAGAGUGGUGUGUAUGCUCAACAGAAAGUAGCCGUGUCAGUGUCUCUUGCUGUUACCUCACACUUCCAUUAAUUCUGAAUGGACACAUGAGGCAGCCUCCAACUGGGAAGAUAUGCUUGCCAAGAGGGUCAGACGCCUUCGAAAUAGAGGUUUCUGCACUAUCAUCCUUGCCCUGAGAUCUUGUAAAGGCACAGCUGAGUUAGUGCAGUGGGCCAUGGUUCAGCUGGUGUAUGAGCUGCUGGCCGAGAUCAGCUGACUCUCCCCGGAGUUCUCCCCAGGAAGAAAGUAGUGGGAACUGUGGAAAUGCCCCUCUCCAAAUUGGGAGUAGAUGUAUUUUGAUGGCUAUUUGGGGGCCUCCAAAAUGAACCUCUGAGUUUGGGGGGAAAGUUGUUUUCUGGUAGCUUCACUGCUGCAUUCAGUACUACAUUUUCAUGGAGGCCACACUUCCUGCGUUCAUCUCUGACGGGCUCUUCGGGGACCAGAAGGUUCUCCUGCUCCGGAGAACACAGGAUGCUCUUGCUUUCUUUCCCCUUUCACACAGGUGGGAUCCGCAUUGCAGCCAGCCUUGCAGCUGCCGCUGGCUCCAUUCUCACUGUCUUACUGCAGUUCCUUGGACAGAUGUCAUCUGUGGCAAGUCUCCUUCUUGCCAUAUGGCUUUGUGUGCAGUCAAGCUGACAAGCUAUGUCGAGGGAGGAAUUUGCAGAGCCAACCAAAGAAUCAAAGACUAUGCUUGCCUUGCAUGCAUGAAACCCUAGGCUGAUAUCCCCCGAAUACCCACCCAACAAUCCAAAUGGAACUUUCUAGAUCUAAAAGAAGAAAUGAUACAUUCCUUAAGACUGCAGUAGAAAGUACCUAAAUUGGGUGAUAAGGAUCAAAAUGAAAUUAAACAAAAAAUAAGAGAACUGGGGGGGAGGGAGUGAAGUUGGGACAACAUUAAAGGAACAUGUUCUUGUACUCCAAAAGGAAGGGAAAGGGUAGAAGAAAUGAUAGCUGAAAUGUUUUCAAAUGAGAGGAAAACUGUAGGUCCUCAUAUCGAGAGAGAUUUAAAUUCUUAAGAAUUAGAGUAUUAAGUCACAAGAUACAGAGAUAUUCAUCGGUGAUCAUAUCAUUGUGAAUGUGCCUGACCUCAGAAUUGUCCUUCAGUAAUACUUGGAUGGAUGAAAGGGACGUGCCAUCCACAAGGAGGCAUGUGGUGAAGCCCCAGGGCUCACCAGGAAGGCUGGUGCAUGAAGGGAAAUCAGGCCAGACUCUUUACUGUACCAUCUUGGGAAGGAAGAGGAGAGACAAGGUAAGAAGUUCUAGGGUGGGAGUUUGGUUUUGUUUAGGUAUUGCUAUUGUGCUGGUUUGGAACUCAAUACACAAACUGCGUUGUCCUUCAACACAAGAUCCUCUGGUGUCAGCCUCCUGAGUGCUGGCAAUACAGAUGUGUGUUAGUGUGUUAUCAUGUUGGCUAGAAUGGGCUGGCAUGAGUCAUUGUGGUGGACAUGGGGUGAGGGGGCUCUCCUGCAUUAUCUCCUGACUGAUGCUGGUGUGCUUAGAGCAGUGAAAGUGCUCUGAGUGUGUGGGGUUGGAGAAAAUAUGGGUGGGGGAUGGGCUGUGGGUAAGUUUCUGGUCCGUGAAUGGCACAAUGGCAAGUGAGAGCUGUACUGUCUCUAGGAAUUGUCUCAUGCUGGGGAGGGAGGGAGACAAAGAGGCAGACAAUAGUCCCUUGAGGAUAAGAAAGGCCCCAUGUGAAGAAGUCUACAAGUCAAUAUGCUCACCAUGUUAGCUGGCUUCUGUUUUCCAGAGGGAUUCCCUGAUCAGAUUGGCCUAUGGCUACACUUGUGAGAAACUGACUUGACUGAUGAUGUGGGAGGGCCUACCCCCUUAUGGGUGGCACCAUUCCUAGGCCAUUGGACCUCGGCUAAGAAAGCAGAGUAUGAACAAGCCAGUAAGCCGCCUUCCUCCGGGAUUCCUGCUCCAGGCUCCUGCUCUUGGGUUUCUGCUCUGACUUCCCUAAUGAUGGGCUAUUGUCAAGAAGUACUAGCUGAAAUAGAUCCUUUCCUCCCCAAGGUGUAUUCUGCUAGAGUGUUUAUCACAGCUCAGAAAGCAAACGCAGACAAUUUACCAGUUUUUAAAAUGAGCAAGGGAAUUCUUAUGGGCUGAGUUGUGACCCACCACGCCCCCCUUGGUCAGACUUACUUGUGGAAACCCUAGCCCUCCAUGUGCACUAUUUGGAGAUGGGUUUUGCUGAAGUAACUAAGACUGACUGAAGCUGUAAGGGUAGGCCUUGGUCUGAUAGGAUCAGAGACACUGGAGACUCAGGGUGUAAAUUAACAAUAAAAAACAGCUGGGCAUUUGCUGUGACCACCUGCAAGCCAGGAGUGCCCUCAGCAGCCCUGUCCGGUCUGACACUGUGAACCUGGAUUUGCAGCCUCUAUAGUUAUGAGAAAAUAAAUGUCUGCUGAGAGAGUCUCAAUGACAUUUGCUUGUGGAAGCCCACACUAAUUAAAACAGGCCGAGGGUUCUCUGAGGAAGAUGUGCAGGUGGCACGUCAGAAGUUUUAGCUCUCAGAGAACCAUACAUCAAAUUUCAAUUCAGAUACAACUUUACUGCGCCUAGGGUAGACAGAAGAUCAGUUAACAAACACCAGUUAGACCCUGGAGAAAUUAUAGAAUCUUCAUACACACUGGAGGUAGGGCAGAGAGUCAUGGGAGUGUUUUGGGAAAAAGUCUGGUCAGUCCUCAACUGAUUCCAUAGGAGCUCUACUCCUGCAUAUGUCCAUAGAAGGGAAAGCAAUCAUCUACAAAGAAACGUGAGCAAAACUGUGUCAUAUCCAUAGCACAGAGUAAUAUUUGUUCAUAAAAAGGAAAAGGGGGGCUGGCAAGACGGCUCAGCAGGUAAAGAUGCUGUGCAAGCCUGGGGACCUGAGUGUCAGCCCCAAAGGGAAAGAAUCAACUCGACAGUUGUCUUCAGGUCUCCAAAUACAUACUGUGCUCAUGCACCACCCCUCCACACCACACAUGAGUGCGUGCAUGCACACACACACACAAUGGCAAUAACAUCUUAAGGAAUUAAGUACUGAUGAUCUACAACAUGGAAUAACCUUGAAAAAAUAAGUUAAUCCUAUCACUCAGGAGGCAGAAGCAGCCAGUUGAGGCCAGACUGAUCUACACAGUUUCAGGACAGGCAAGGCUACUUAGUGAAAAAUAAAAAAGAAAUAAAAAGAAAGUUCCACGGGCCACUUAAAUAUAUAGAUGGUUCAAAUACUCCAGUUACAAAACUGAAAAUUGCCUAAUUGAAAACCCGACAGCUCUACAGGAGCAGAGAGGGGAAGCGCAGUCAGUCACCGGGAGAGAACCGACGCUCUUAUCAGGCAGGGCGGAAUCCAGACACAGGACAAGGACAGAGAUCCUGUGGGGAUCAGAUGCGCUAUAAACAGGAGCCUUAAGAUGACAAAGCAACAGCUGGCAGACAGUCAUAGACAGAGCAGACACCAGCCCUUUUUUGAGGUUCUGCAUUUGAACCCCCAGCCUCAUUAUGCCAGAGAUGUGCCCUACUGCAGUGAUAACCCCAGACUCUCUUAUUUUCUUUUGAAACAGAAACUCAUUAACUGCCAGGGUUGUCCUUGAACUCACUCUGUUGCCUAGACAGACUUUGAGCUUUAUGCUCCUGCCUCAGCCUCCCAGGCAGUUAGGAUUGCAAGCCACACUACCUUCUGCACUCUCCAGUAAAUGACAAGAUGAAUAAAAGGAAAGUUAGGAGGGACAUAGGUGACCUGAGUAACACACCAGCCUGAGCUACAGAUGCUCCUGGGAUGCCACACACAAGAAAGCUGAGAUACACGUGUUAGAAAAUACUUAUUUCUAAACUUUUAUUCAUAUGCACUUCAUGUGUUUGUAUUUGUGCAUGUGAGUGCCUACAGUAGCCAGAUUCCCUGGAGCUGAAGUUACAGGGGGUUACAGAGCCACUAAUGUGGAUGCUGGGAAUGGAACCCCAGUCUUCUGCAAGAAUAGCAAGUGCUCUUGACUGCUGGGCCAUCUCUCCAGCCCCAAGAAGCACACAUUUUUAAAAGUGUGAAAAUAACAUUUACUACAUGGUCUAUGGCUGGCUAGUUUUAUGCCAACAUGAUACCAGCUAGUCAUUCUGGAAGAGGGCAUCUCAGUUCAGAAAAUGCCUCCACCAGAUUGGCCUGUGGACAAGCCUGAGGGACAUUUACUUGACUGAUGGUUGAUGUGGUAGGGCCCAGCUCAGUGUGUGCGCACAGAGAAACCUCUGGGUUGGUGGUGCUACUGCUAUAAGAAAGCAGACUGGACAAGCUAGGAAGAACAAGUCAGUAAGGAGCGAUCCUCCAUGGCAUCUGCAUUAUUAGCUCCCGCCUCCAUGUUCCUGGUCUAGCUUCCUUCAGUAAAGGACUUGUUAUUAAAGUGUAAGCAAAAUAAACCCUUUCCUCCUCGAGUUGCUUUUGGAAAUGGUGUUUAUCACAGAAACAGAAACCUUUAACUGAGACAAGUCUAUAUGGAACCAUAAAGCAAAUCUCAAUACAUUUCCAUGAAUGGCCACCGUAAUCUGCUUUUAAAGGAACGAAUAAGUUAAAGUGGAAAAGAGAGGGCCAGCCAGAUGGCUUCGCAGGUGAAGGCCAUCCUGACAAUCUGAGUUCAAUCCCUGGUACCCACAUGAUGGGUUGCCCUUAGAACACAUCUGAGCAUGUGCCCACAUACAUACAGAAUAAAUACAUGUAGUUUAAGAAAGAAAUGGGGGCAGGCAGGAAAACGGCUCACUGUUUAAGAAUUCUGACUGCUCUUCCCAGCUCCUCCAUGGUAGCUCACAACGCUCUAUAGGUCCAAUUCCAGGAGAGCCAAUGCCCUCUUCUGGACUCUGUGGGCCUGAGGUGCACAUGCAGUAGCACACCAACACAUGCAAGCAGUACAUCUGUACACAUAAAAACAAAAUAAAUACUAAAGGAAGGAGGAGAAAGAGAACGUGAGAGAUGUAGCAGUGUGUGAGAGAGAAAGGGACGGUCACUGCAGAUGCUGCUGCAAACCUGAGUACCUGAGGGACCAGGAGCGCAGACUCUCAGCAAACCUUUGUAUACAAGUGGGAUGUUACAACACAAAGGUGUAAUAACUAACUCUGUGCCAUACAUGUGACCACAAAUGGGAACAAAUCUGUGAAAACCAUCACUGACAAAAGAUUUAAAAAUCCAAGGAGCCUUUACCUGCUGUCAAUCAUCUAAAAGCUCAGGUGGGCAGGCAGCCCUCCUGGUAAAGGUACUUUCACUAGGCCAAAUGGCUUCAGUUAAGUUCCCAACACACAUGGUGGAAGGAGAGAAGUGAUGCCUAUAAGUGGUUCUCUGAUCUCUGCUUGUGUGCUGUGACAUAAAUAUACUGCCCCCCCCCACACACACUAACUUAAUUAGUUAAGAAUAUUUCUUAGGCCAGGCAUGGUGGUCCACACCUUUGAUCCCAGCACUUGGGAAGCAGAAGCAGGCAGAUCUCUAUGAGUUUGAGGCCAAUCAGUUCCAGGCCAGGGCUACAUUGCAGAGAGACUCUCCCUCCCCCCAAAGUUUAGAUACUAUUUCUAAAUUUUUUUUUAUUCUUUAAUUCUAGCAUCUGGAAGGCAGAGGCAGGUGGAUCUCAAUGAUUUCAAGGCCAGUUUGGUCUACAAAGUGAGUUCUAGAACAACCAAGGCUACACAGAAAAACCCUGUCUCAAAAACAAACAAACAAAAAUGCGUUUUAAAAUUUUCUGGUAUAAACUUGAUCCCACAUGAGAGCAUCUACAUCUAUGUGAAAAGCGGGCCAAGACCAUAAGUUCUUUCCUUGUAAAGCAAUCUAACAACUUCCUAUCAAGGGUUUGCUGAUUCACCAAAGCUGGCUGGGGAGUGGUUCCGUACUGAUAGUCUCAAGUAUUCACUCCUCCCUCCAAAGAGAUUGCUUAUGGCUGCCUGGCAUUGUGUGAUUAGCAGAGAUGCUUCUGGAGAAGAAAUACCUCCAUCCCAGCAGGCUGAGAGUUGUCCUACCCACUUUCCCAGGCAGCGGUAGGUGGAUGGAUCGACGUGUACUUCGUGUGAGGUGCAACUGAGAGCAUCAUAGUGAACUCUGCCCACUUCUUGCUCUUUGUCUUUUGAUAGCAGGACUGGAGAAGCGAGUCCCAGAUAGAGGUUGCUCUUUCAGUUUGGGCCCUGAACAAAGAAGCCACAGGGACAAAAGCCAUAGCUGCUCUUGGCCCAGCCAAGAGCUCAAGAGGGGCAGCAAAUUCCCAGCUGACCUGUGAGAUGACAAAGGACUCUCCCGUCUUGAGUUACCUCAACUUGAGGAUUAUUUGCAUCCACAGCACAAAAUAGCCAAAUUGUUGAUAAUAUUUGAGACAAAGUAUCAUUAUGUAGCCCAGGCUACCCUGGAACUUACGAUCCUCCUGCCUCAGCCUCCCAAGGGCUAUAAUUCCUGGUAUGGGCUACCACACCCAGUUGCAAAGUUCAACUGAUACUGAAAAUAUUCCUUUGGGUUGGGAGUUUAUCUCGGUGGUAGAGUGCUUGCCUAGCUUGUGAGAGCCCCUAGGCUCAACUCCCAGUAUUAAAUAAAAGAAUCAAUCAGGGACCGGAGAGGAGAAGCAGCUCAGGUAGAGUCAGCGCCUGCAGAGGACAAGGUUGCUUUCCAGCACCCACAGUAGGCAGCUUGCCUUCCUCUGGCCUCCAAGGGCACCUUUCUAUGCAUGCACACACAGACUUAUAAUCAAAAGUAAACAUAACUCUUUUAAAAACAACGAGCUGAAAACGUGUCACCAGUUUCAUCUUAUUUCCAUGCUAAAACCCAUCAGUGACAUGGAUUCCCUCUGAAAGCUCCUUCCUACCCUCCUGCUUUGUUUUUCCCAGCCACUUCUCCCCAUUUCCUCUUCCCCAUGCCCUGCUCUCCCCUUCCCUCCUCCCCUCUCCGUCUGUCCCUUUCCUUCCUUUCCCUCUUUUAUUCCUUCCCUAAUCCCUUGUUUUCUUUCAUUCAUUCCUUUUAUGUUCUUUUCCUAAAGAAUUUUUGUUUUCUGUGUAUGACUAUUUUGCCUGAACAUACAACAUGUGUGUACCACAUACAUGCCUGGUGCCCAUGGUGGACAGAAGAGGGCAUCAGGUCCCCUGGAACUGGAAUGAGCAGCCAUGUGCAUGCUAGGCCCUCGAGAAGAGCAGCCAGUGCCCUUUAUACGUUGUUUUUAUGGUGAAGCACCCAUCCACCAGAACAGCUUAUUUCUGGACUCUGAAGCAUCUGCUGCUUUUCCUGUUUUUCUUUUGAUUUUUAAACAAACACAUCCAUGGACUUUUUAUACCCUAGACUGGCCUUUAAUUCAGUGUGUAGUCCAGGUUGUUGUAGUAAAUCUCCAACCCCAGUAGGCCCGUGCAAAAAACACACAAGUCAGUUACUAUGUUUAAAAGCUCCCUGCUUAGACUGGGCAGAUCUACCACUACACUCAUCUACUCCCAGCUCUGGGAGCCCUUGGUAUUUACUGCUUCUCUAGGCCAUGUGGUUCUGCUCCAUCUUCUUUCCUCCUUUUCCUCUCUUUUCCCUUCCUCCCUUCUCUAAAACCUCCAGCCCCACCUCUUCCUUCCAAUGCCCAAUCACAGGCUCUAGCCUUUUUUUCACCGGUUAGAAUGGGGGGAAAGUUCACAUGAAAUCACCUGAGUAGGUGAUCCACUCCUCAUUGGUGCAGCACCAAGGCAACCCACAUCACCAGGUCAGCCUCAAACUGAUGACCCUAACUGCUGAAAUCAAAGGCACAGGCCACCACGCAUGACUAAUCCUGCCUAUGUCUACCGUAGUUCAUUAGGAACAGCCGCUGUGCGUUUCUGUUCAUCGGAAGCAUGUUGAUGGCACAAAUUUGCCUCUAGGAACAACUGUAGCUUUUCAGACAAGACAAUAUAUGCUUUUUUCACUAUGGGUGAAAAUAUGUUAUAGUUUCUACUACGAUAACUUCUCUAUGCCGUGUGUUAGUGAUGCAUAUUCCUUAACUUACAGCCACACAGGCGCAUUUGAAGUUGUUAGUGUAAUUAGAGGAUGGUCAGAGACACUGCUCAGUAGUAUUUUGCUCCUUUAAAAUGUAUUUGAUUUGGUUUAAAUAGCAGCACACAUUAAGUGUUUGACUUUGAAAAACAUACAUUCUGUAGUUGCCGGGUGUAGUAUCCAGUAGGUCAAGAGUGAACCUGCCUCCUUCAGGUCUACAUAUCAUAUUUUGGUCUUUUGACAUGCGCCUAGUUUAACAGUUUUGAGGGGUGUAUGUUUAAAUUUCCAAGUAUGAUUUGUAGUGAGAAUUCUGGAAUUUUGGUUUCUUCAAAAACACAGUACUAUAAGAAUCUGCUUUAGUUUUAAUCCCAGGUGUAGGGAUGUAGGGCUGCUUUAGGCCGUCCACAGCAGCUGGCUCUGGUUUGCCUCGUGCUCCAGCAGAUAGGCAGCUGCAGAGUAUGUGACAUGGAAUUCUGGGAACUUUUCAGAGGGUAUAUAAAUGCUAGGCCCAGAGGCAGUAUUGGAGGUCGUUGGUCAUUCAGGUUGCAGCUUGUUAGUAGUCAUUGUUAGGGUUUCAAAUCUCAGCCCUGCCCGGACAGAAAACAUCAAGACACCAUGGUUCCACGUAGAGAGGUUUAAUGAGAAAAAAGAAGAAGAGAGGAAAGGCGGCCGGCCAUGGGCACAUGGUUGGGAAGGGGAAGGGGGCAAGAACAGAGAACAACAAAGAGUAAGAGGGGGUAAGAGGUGGGGGUAAGAGAGAGGGUAAGAGGAAAAGGAGGGGGGCAAGCAGCCCCUUAUAUAGUCAGGCACAGCUGGCUGUUGCCAUGCAACUGUGGGGCAGAGCAUACCUGGCUGCUGCCAGGUAACUGUGGGGGUGGAGCUUAGACAGAAUACCAACAGUCAUACUCAAAGAAGAAACAAGAAGAGAGAAGUUAGAGUCAGGAAUCAAUCUCUCUCUCCUUCUUACCCCCUCUUCUCCCUCUCCCCCCUCUCCUCCCUCUCUCUCCCUCCCUUUCCCCUGUAUUCUUUCUCUCCUAUCUAGUGAUAAGGGGUUAAACCAGGGAAUAAAGAGUGGAAAAAGAAGAAUCCACAAAGUAGCUAAAACCAGCUAUAAUAACUGUGGGUAUAUCUGUUUCUUUAAUUUUUUUUUAAAGAUUUAUUUAUUUAUUUUAUGUACAGCAUUCUGCCUGCAUAUGUGACUGCAGGCCAGAAGAGGGCACCAGAUCUCAUUACAGAUGGUUGUGAGCCACCAUGUGGUUGCUGGGAAUUGAACUCAUGACCUCUGGAAGAGCAGUCAGAGCUCUUAACCACCAAGCCAUCUCUCCAAUCCUCUUUAAUUUAUUUUUACAUUUUUAAUUUCAUGUUGUGUGUGUCUAGAUGGAGGCCCGAGACAGCUUUGGGGGUUGGUUGUCUCCUUCCCCCGUGGGUCCUGGGGAUUGAAUUAAAGUCGUUAGGUUUAGGCUUUUUCCACUGACCCAUACUGCUGGCUGGUUCUUUUAAAGCAUCAUUAAGGCACUUCAUAUUAGGUUCAUAGAACUCGCUCUGUUUUCUUGUUGAGUUGCCCCUCUUCAUGUGUGUGUGACUUACCAGGGCCUAGUCUAGUUUGUGUUUAUUCUUAGGCUCAGAGUGUUCUCCCCACUCGAGUGCUAACGGUGCCAGCAUCUUCCUUAUGUAGGUGUGUGUCAACCCUGUGUUAGUAUAACUUACAUGGUCGGGUUGACAGUUUCCUAUUUUUAUGCUUUCUUCUCUGCAUCUUCAGGCUCAAAUAUGGAAUCAUUUUGCUCUUUGUAGUAACAUUUCCCUUACUGCAGAUUCUGAUGACAAAUCCAUUUAAGUUGUGACUUGUGAAAGCCUUUCUUGUUGUCCCUGCUCCUUCAGCAGCACCUGCUAUUGCUUGCUCCCUUGACGAUGAUGUCAUGGAUGGGAGGAGGGUCUCACGGGGCUUUGAAAUGCCUUCAUCUUCCUAACAGCCUGGGGUGUGGUACAGGCAUUACUCUCAAUGGCCACUUACAGAGCUUGACUGUCAUUUUUAAAAAGUGUGGAUCUGGGACCUAGAGAGAUUACAUUUCAGAGAAUAGGGUGGGGAAUGAUAAGAGGAAGACACCCAGCCAUGCCCCUCUGGAUCUGUAUGUGUGUAUGCAUACACAUAUGAACAGCACACACACAACACACCAAGACUGUUCUCCUGCUGAACCAAUUUCUACCAGGCAUGUGUAUUAGUGUGGUAGGAAUAAACUCUAUGCAGAAUACUAACACAUUAACCAAGUUUGACUAAAAACUGCUGAGAAGAAAAAGACCAGUUGUAUAUAGAUACACUGUAGCAGUCUUCAGACAUACAUGAGGGCAUCGGAUCCCAUUACAGACGGCUGUGAGCCACCAUGUGGUUGCUGAGAAUUGAACUCAGGACCUCUGGAAAAGCAGUCAGUGCUCUUAACUGCUGAGCCAUUGUUCCAGCCUUCCACCCCUUUUAAAAUUAUUUUAUUCUUUUUUUUCGGAGCUGGGGACCAAACCCAGGGCCUUGCGCUUGCUAGGCAAGUGCUCUACCACUGAGAUAAAUCCCCAACCCAAUAGUAUUUUAUCUUAUUCUCUGUGCAUUCGUGUCUUGCCUGCAUGUGUGUAUUUCUUCGUCUGUUUAAGGGCGUCAGAUCCCUGGAACUGAAGUUACAAACAGUUGUGAGCUGCAUGUGGGACUGGGAAUUGAACCCAGAGAACAACAUUUUAUUUUGUGUGUGCAUGUGUGUAUGUGUUGUGGGCAUGUUCAUGUCACAGCAUGCAUUUGUGCAGAGAACAAGCUGAGGGAGUUAGUUUUUCUUCCACCAUGUUUGAGUCCCGGGUCAUUGGGCUUGGCAGCGCCUUUUUCCAAAAGAGACCGAGUUUGGAAGAGGGAACUUUGCCUGCGUACCAUAAGGCUAAAGAGGAAAGGAAGAGUCUGCCGUUAUUGCACUCUUGCAUGUACAUUUGUCCCCAGCAGCAUGUGCUAAUAAUUCUGAAAUUGUAUGUAUAUUCUAGGAAAGGGUUGGGCAAGUAUACUGUGGAAUGAAGUCAUGUUUUUGUUAGAUGUAGUGGAAAUGUUUUGUGCCAGAAAGCAUGAAUAACUAAAAUUAUGCAGGCAUAUCAAAAGGACACAAGCCAAUCGGAAGAAGUGUCUAGUAGCCAAAUUUGGGCACUAAAACAAUUACAGUUACAAGAGUGGAGUAGACUGGAUCCUGCAUAACAGUGUCUAUGAGUACACACAUGAAUGCGCACAUGCGCGUGUGCACGCACACACAUGCACAGUGAGGAAUAUCUAUGAAUCCAUACACACGAAAGGAUGAAUGUUCAGUCCCUAGACACAUGUAAAAACAAUGCAAAUUUCAUAUAUCUUAUGCUUUGCUUGUGUAAAACUGAAAAGUAGUAAACAAGGGGACUGCGCAGCUCUACCUAUAGGAUGAUUCCAGCUAGUGUACACGGAGGACGACAGGAAAGGAAGCCAUCAUCACCCUGUGACACUAGUAGAUGAGUCAGGGCCUUUCAAAUGGCUCAGUUAAGGCGCCUGUCACACAAAACCUGUCAACCUGAGUUGGAGCCCUGCAACCCACAUGGUGGAGAGAGAGAACUGACUUCUGAAUGUUGUCCUCUGACCUCCACAUAUGCCAUGGGCAUGACUGUGCCUCUCCCCACUAAAUCAGUGAAGCAUAAUCAUAAAAAAUCGAAACAAAAAUCAGAUGUGGCAGAUAAGGUGGUGUGUGUCUGUAAUCUCAGUAGUUGGGAGGCAGAGGCAGGAAGGUCAAGAGUUCAAACUCAUCCUUGCCUACAUAGCAAGCCUUUUUUGCCAUCCUGAAUAUACCAAGACCCCCAUCUGAACAACCAGCCUCUUGCCCACUCCACAACUAAAAGAAUCAUUGAUGACAAUAAAGCAAAAUAAUGUGUUUUCUUAGCUUUAGACUGUCUCCUCCUAAGAGACUUUUUAGUUUAGAAGGAAAAAAGAAUGACUUGUGCAAAGAGAAUAUUAGAAGCCCUCUAACUUUAUCAAAGUUAGUGUGCUUAGAAUAGGGUAAACUAAGGGCUAGAAAGAUGCUUACUGGUUAAGGAUGUUUCCUGCUCUUGCAGAAGACCUGACUGUACCCAUGACCCCCCUCUUCUGGCCUCUAAGGGCACCAUCAUGCAUGUGAACACCGCAGACAUACACAGAAAUAAAAAUAAUAUUUCUACACUAUAUAACACUGUAUAAAUUAGAUGACAUUGGACAAGGGGCAACAAGAACAGCCUCGGAGCAAGCAUUGCUUCCCUGGUGUUCCUGCCGCCAAAGAAGUGACUCGAUUCUGAAAGUGAGAAAGGCUGUAACGAUAGUGGCCUCUAACAUCCUAAGGAUCAAGGCCAUGAAUAUUAAAGACUGAAGGGCAGGGAGUCCAGGACUAGGGGUAUAACUCAGCCAGUGCUUGCUUGGCACACACGAGGCCUUGGAUGCCCGCCCGACACGAUGUUCACCAUAAUUCAAACACUCAGGAGGUGAAGGUAGAAGAGUCAGAAGUUCAAGGUCAUCCGUGGCCACUACCAGGCCAGCCUGGCUACAAAAGACCAAGAGAGGAAGGGAUGGAGGGAGGGAGAGAAAGAGGCUUUAGGGCACAUUCAUAUUAGUCACUGCAGAAAACAGCUUUAGCUCAAAAUCUAUUCCUGAUUAAAUAAGGGAAAACACUUUUAAAUAGAAGUGGAAGGAGACAGCCAUCUGAAGAAGGGAACUAUGCUAAAACCCACUGGAACACCAUUCAUAUAUCAAGGGACCAGCAAGAAGAUGGGGAUUCCCUCAGUGUCUUCCCUCCUCUCCAACAAGAGCUCACUGUCAGAAAGGCGUCAGCGUCUUACAGGGCAUGUCAGUAAACCCUGACAGUUUGUAAAACUUACAAGGACAGCCAAAGACUGAGAGCUGCCAGCACAUCAUAAAAACCAGAGCAGAAGAACUUGUUUAACUAUACCACAGGUGGUUUUAAAGUUGUAAUUAAGACAUUGCUGAACUGAUAAAGGGUGGAGAACAAGCCAGUGUAACUGGUGAGGAGCCUGACAACAGGCCCAUUCAUGCUCAGAAACGUAGCCACUGACAAUCCCAGUCACUCAAGAGGCACCACACCUUAAACAUGGGACUGGGCUGUGGUAAAAGGACAGAGGAAUUGGGCUCUUCCUCAUUAGAAACACUAAAUAUGUAUUAAGAAUUGUGAGUGGGGCUGGAGAGAUGGCUCAGUGGUUAAGAGCACUGACUGCUCUUCCAGAGGUCCUGAGUUCAAUUCCCAGCAACCACAUGGCGGCUCACAACCAUCUGUAAUGGGAUCCAAUGCCCUCUUCUGGUGUGUCUGAAUUCAGCUACUAUGUACUCAUAUAAAUAAAAUUUAAAAAUAUGUAUUUUAAAA